GUGCUCCAGUCGCGUCUGACUAUAGCGAGGACAGACUCGUCCCCCGCCCACGUGGACUUUGAGUAUUCGGACACGCUCUGUGGCACGGCAUGGCGGGACGACUACGUCCGCCUGCACUCCGCCAUUCGCGCCGCCAGUUCCGCUGCCUACACCCCCCCUCCCUCUCCCCCUCCCCCUCCCUCCUCUCGCCGAUUGCUCGCUCUCGCAAAUUCCCCAUCACCCGUACCACCAACCGCAUCAGCAGCAGCAGCGGCAGUCCCAGACCCAAGCCUGUCAGAUCAGGCCCUCCCGGCUUCGUCCGUCCGCUUCCUCACCUUCGACGAGCACGGGCACUGCGGCGGGUUCGGGGACUUUCUAGUGGGCGUCGUCUCCUCCUUUGUCGCCGCGCUCUUAGACCGCCGGGCGUUUGUGAUCCGGCACGACUGCGUCCAGUACGCGUUCGAGCCCGCAUUCAUCGACUGGCGCCCGUCCCCUGAUGUUCCCAUGGAGCCUUCCCGGCGCACGGGUAACCUGAACGAGUCUUUCCCGCCGGGGGAGGUUCCGUUUCUCGAUUUGAACGGGAAUCGGGUGGAUUUGCAGCAGCUGGCGAAGUUUAAGGCGUUUCGGAACGUGAAGGUGCUGUGGAACCGGGGGAUUUUGACGGAGAUGCUUACAAACGGGACGGGCGAGUGGGCCGAUGCGCUCAGGGCGACCGGACUGCGCCCACCGUACGCCUUCGGCUGCAUUCUCCGGUUCCUUGUCAGGCCCAGGAAGGAGGUGUGGCCGCUGGUGGCGCGGCUGAUGCAGGAGAUGCGGGAGGUGCGGACGGUGGUGGUGGGGGUGCACGUGCGGCUGAGCGACAGUGCGGUGCGAGACCCCCACGCCACCACCAGCAGCGUCACUCCCGCCUCCAUGGCUGCUGCUAUGGAGCACGCUGCUCCCAUUCUGGCCUGUGCUAAGGCAGUGGAGGACAUGUGGUACCCCCCGCCUCUCACCGUGCGCUGGAUGCUCAUCACCAACUCCAUCGACUUCAAGAUGGCCAUCCGGUCCCACUUCCCCGGCAAGAUACUCGAAACAAAUUUCGUGCCGCGGCACUCACAGGCAUUCGGGGACAAGGACACAGAGCAGGCAAAGAGGGAAGCAGAGCAGGGCUAUCGAGAGAUGGUGGCUGAGUGGCUCCUGCUGUCGUCUAGCAACUCCUUUGUUCUGCCAAUCUCAGGGUUUUCACGAACCGCGGCUAUGUACUCUCUACGACCAAUGGCUAUCUAUACUCCGCCGCAUUACUGCGACCCGGAACGGCCACAUCAGCAAACAGAUUUCGGGAUUGCAUACAGUGGGAUCUAG
Closterium sp. Naga37s-1 is the source of this 1323-nucleotide messenger RNA. NCBI's taxonomy places the organism in Eukaryota, Viridiplantae, Streptophyta, Zygnematophyceae, Desmidiales, Closteriaceae. The record is from the annotation of a GenBank genome assembly.